Messenger RNA from Cotesia glomerata, 3096 nucleotides. RefSeq lists its product as uncharacterized. The record is from RefSeq and is a predicted model, not a curated record. NCBI's taxonomy places the organism in Eukaryota, Metazoa, Arthropoda, Insecta, Hymenoptera, Braconidae. The transcript is spliced from 4 exons. Gene Ontology annotation, molecular function: DNA helicase activity. Gene Ontology annotation, biological process: telomere maintenance; DNA repair. Bases 1 to 3096 code for a protein of 1031 amino acids.
AUGGAGAUGUCAAAGACCAACAAGAUGUUUACUGAACUUCAAAAAGGGAGAAGAAUGGACCAGAAGAAAAGUGGCAAACCAAGUUCACCACUUUUCUUUCCAAGGAAAGAGGGUGAUGAAGAGGAAGAAUUAGAAGAUAAUACUCGUUCUUUAAAGCUUAUUGACAAUUCAGGAUAUGUACGAAAAAGAAAGCAGUCAAAAAUAUUACGAUUUAUAAACUACGAUGAACAGACAGAUCAAGAAAAUUUCAUAAGAGAGAACGUUAUGCUAUUUAUACCUUGGCGAGAUGAAUAUCAGAUGAUUGCUUCAGUAAAACCGUUAUUUUCACAAUAUAGUAACAUUAUUAAAGAACGAAGACCAGAAUUUAUUUUUGACAAAGAUAUCGAGAAGAUUUUGAAUGAUAUAAAAAUACAUUUAGAUGAAUCAAAUAACGAGAAUAAUGAAGAAGAACACACUCCAAGUAAUUUUGAAGUGUUCAAUAAUCCAACUUGUGAAGGAGAUGUAGCUAUUGACUUAGCUGGUUUGACAAAUGAAGAUAAAAUAUGCAAAGAAAAAGAUUUAUAUUCCGUACCAGUACCCCGAUUAAUUGAUGAAGAAGAAUAUAUUAACUUAGUAUGUUCUCUUAAUGAAAGACAACGAAGAUUCUUAUUACAUUCAUUGCAUUGUUUCAAGAUAAAACAAUUGCCUUUUUAUAAUUGUGUGAUUGGUAGAGCUGGUGUCGCUGCUUUCGGAAUCAAGGGAACGACAUUACAUUCUACUUUUGUACUGCCUCUGAAUCAAUGUUCCGCGAAUCUUUGCCCAUUAAGUAGUAGUACAAGAAAUACGUUAUUAGCUAGACUAAGAGAUCUCAAACUUAUUAUUAUUGAUGAAAUUAGUAUGGUUGGUUCAAGAAUGAUACAAUAUAUUGAUUGUCGGUUAAAACAAAUUUUCCAAACAUCGAAAGCUUUUGGUGGCAUAUCGAUUAUUGUAUUUGGAGAUUUUAAUCAAUUAUCCCCAGUAGGUGAUAGAUAUAUAUUUCAAUCUCAUAUAAAAGAUCUUUACGGAGAUAUUAUCGGCAAUCCUUUAUGGAAUUUAUUCACAAGUUUUCAAUUAGAAGAAAUAAUGCGACAAAAAAAUGAUUUGAAAUUUGCAAAAGCUCUCAACAAUUUAGCUAAUGAUGUAUUAUCCCAAGAAGAAUUUGAUCUAUUUGAAUCUAGAGUAGUAUUUAAUGAAAAUGAUGUUCCUAAUGAUGCUACUCAUUUAUUCCGAACUAACGUUGAAGUUGAUGAAUAUAAUAUGAAGAUAAUUAAUAAAGAUUCAAAAAAACAAUCCGUUUUUGCACAUGAUAAAAUUUCAGGUAAAGCCUCCGAUAAAAUGAAUCAAAAAUUGCUUAAUCUAUCUAGGACUUUAGAAGUAAAAGGUGCUCAAGGAUUACCGUCACAAUUAUUACUCAGUAUAAACAUGAAGUAUAUGUUAACCGUAAAUAUUAAUGUAGAAGAUGGUCUUGUUAAUGGUGCAGUAGGGAUAUUGAAAGGACUUUCAGACUUGCUUCCGAAAGAUGAGCAAGAAAUGAAUCUUUUAAUCCAGCCUACAUAUAUCGUUGACGGAAAGACGAUGGUUAAAUUCGUUCCUGUGCAUGUUAUCCCGGAAUUGUCAUCACAAAUUGACCAUCUCGAAAAUCAGUCACAUCUAGAUAUCCAGAAUGAAGACAGCACAUUGAAAGAAUUUUAUUGGAUCGAGGACAAUGAUUUUGAUGGAAAAACUGACCUUGAUAAUGACGAGCAGUCUGCUGAUGAUGAUGAUAAUGAUGAACGGCUUAAUAAUGCUAUGAAGACUGACUUAAAAGAAUUGAAAGUUCCUGAGACGGUUGCUGACCAUUCAAAUGAUCCUACAAAUCAAGAUCAUGACCAGGUAAUUUCCAGCCCGGUCAUUAUUACUGAAAAUAGGAGCGAGCAGUUUGCUGAUGAUGAUAAACGGCAGGACAAUGCUAUGGAGACUGACUUAGAAGAAUUGAAAGUUCCUGAGACGGUUGCUGACCAUUUAAAUGAUCCUACAAAUCAAGAUCAUGACCAGGUAAUUUCCAGCCCGGUCAAAAUUACUGAAAAUAGCAGCGAGCAGUUUGCUGAUGAUGAUAAACGGCAGGACAACGCUAUGGAGACUGACUUAGAAAAAUUGAAAGUUCCUGAGACGGUUGCUGACCAUUUAAAUGAUCCUACAAAUGAAGAUCAUGACCAGGUAAUUUCCAGCCCGGUCAAAAUUACUGAAAAUAGCAGCGAGCAGUUUGCUGAUGAUGAUAAACGGCAGGACAACGCUAUGGAGACUGACUUAGAAGAAUUGAAAGUUCCUGAGACGGUUGCUGACCAUUUAAAUGAUCCUACAAAUCAAGAUCAUGACCAGGUAAUUUCCAGCCCGGUCAAAAUUACUGAAAAUAGCAGCGAGAAGUUUGCUGAUGAUGAAAAACGGCAGGACAAUGCUAUGAAGACUGACUUAAAAGCAUUGAUAGUUGUUGAGCCAACUGACUAUUCAAAGGAUCCUACAAAUCAAGAUCAUGACCAGCAAAUUUCCAGUCUGGUCAAAAUUACUGAGAAUAGCAGCGAGCAUUCUGCUGAUGAUGCUAAUCCUCAUAACAAUGCUAUGAAGACUGACUUAAAAAGAUUGGGAGUUGCUGAGCCAACUGACCAUUCAGAAAAUCCUACAAAUCAAGGUCAUGACCAGCAAAUUUCCAGCCUGGUCAAGAUUAUUGAGAAUAGCAGCGAGCAUUCUGCUGAUGAUGCUAAACGGCAUGACAAUGCUAUGAAUACUGACUUUAAAAGAUUGGAAGUAGCUGAGCCAACUGACCAUUCAAAGGAUUCUCCAAAUCAAGAUCAUGACCAAAUAAUUCCCAGCCCGGUCGAAACGACUGAAAAUAACAGCAAGAAGUCUUCUAAAAAACUACGACAUUACAAUACGCGUGCAAUAACUGGUGGAUUCAUCAAGGAGCCAUCGACGAACCCUAAUCUGGAGCAAUCGACAAAUACAAAUUCUCGAAAACGGCCAGCGAGAACCGCAAAAUGCGUUGCUUUAAGCAAACUCCAUAACACAAAAAAGACACGCUGCAGGAAAUUAUUAUUUCAUUGA